AUGACAGGAGUCAGAGGAAUAGAGGAAGGGACUACAGCAGGAGCCUCCAUAUCAGUUGCUAGGGUUGCAUACUCUCUAGUUGAUGUCGAGGACGACGUUUGUGCAUUGUCAGCGUCUUCAGCUGCGACCACCACCGUGACCUGGAGCAUAGCUUUUAAGGGGAGCCAGGAGAAAAGAGAUCUUAAGAAAAUGGCUGAAGAGGUGAUUGAUAGGGUGGAGGUGUUUGAUUAUAGUGAUCCACUUAUCGAGAAAUCUGAGCUGGAUAAUAGUGGGAUGAGAGAUCGACACUACCUUCUCAAUUCAACAAACAGGGGCGAUGAUCACCAGAGGAGAAAGUACAUGGAGGUAGGAAGGACUUAUGUUGUAGCUGCUAAGUUUGCUACAGAGGAAGCAUAA
This is a messenger RNA of Ilex paraguariensis (yerba mate), 396 nucleotides long. NCBI's taxonomy places the organism in Eukaryota, Viridiplantae, Streptophyta, Magnoliopsida, Aquifoliales, Aquifoliaceae. The record is from the annotation of a GenBank genome assembly.